Molecule: messenger RNA, 565 nt
Organism: Dibothriocephalus latus
Lineage: Eukaryota; Metazoa; Platyhelminthes; Cestoda; Diphyllobothriidea; Diphyllobothriidae
Source: the annotation of a GenBank genome assembly
UACCGAAGCAGAUCUUGCAUCCGAGGUGAAGACAGAAGAGGUUCAAGGUCGCUUUGAGAAUGAACUGAGACAUGUGGCACCUCCUUCUGCCCUGUCGGUGCAAAAACGCAACAACUUCAGAACGGUAUUUGGACGGAGAAAAGACACUCAACCGUAUUCGCGCCAUCAGUACGCUGCCGCUCACCGGAGUCACUCACCUCCUGCUCUGGCUGGUUCAACAGCGUUGAACUUUGGUGAAGACCAAAGCAGCCCACCGGAAUGCAGCCCGUGUGGGAUUUCUGCUGCCAGGUGCCAUCCAAUCACAGAGCGAGUGGAGUCCAGCAGAUGGAGUCAGUAUAGAUGCCCCGUCUGUGACAAGCUUUUUCCGCGGGAAUUGGCGCACGUCUAUUCGUUGGCCCCUGAUGCAAACGAUCUCCGUAUGGAUGGUGGAGGUCAUGAAAAGACAACAAAAUAUCCGGCCGAAGUCGGCCAAGCUAUAACUGCAAAGAGGAGGGACAACAGAAAAUGCGAGUCGAUUGAUACGGUCGGUUUUGGGCUUAUUCUGUCAUGGUUUAUCCGAUCAUAA